AUGGCCGACCCAUUCAGCAUGGCUGCGAGCAUAUUGACGGUCUUGCAAGUGGCCGACUCCAUCAUCACCUUUAUUCGAGACCUGAAGAACGCAUCGGACGAGCACAAAAGCCUGCUGGCCGAGAUGGAAAGCCUACACAGCGUCCUCGGCCAAGUGUACGAGGUAGCAGAAAACGCAGGAAACCCUAGGGCCGGCGCCGGGAGACCGACAUUAGCGAGUAUCAAGGAGCCGCUUAACCGUUGCCGGUCGAGUCUGGAGGCUCUGAUGGUCAGGCUGGACCAGAUGCACGGGCUGGAUAAGGCGCGGAAGGCCCUGGUGUGGAAGCGCCAGCGCACCGACACCAGAAACCUUCUCGCAGACAUCGAACGGGAGAAGACUUUGUUGAUGCUAGCGCUACAGAUCGAAGCUCAGACUACCUGUGUCACUAACCAGCAGUUGUGCCUCGACACCCACAAUACAAUCACCGAGAUGGGCAUGGAAAUCGCCGCAAUCAAGUCUUUGAUUAUACCUGAAGGCAGAAUGACCAACUCGGCAGUCACCAGCACGCAAUGUCAGUCUCCGUGUGAGCCUUUGCAGCAUGACAGAGUCAUUGAUAUAACAUGUCCUGGCGAGAUCAUAACGUCGUGCGAAUCCUUCGACACCAUGGACAGGAGACCAGCAGAGUCCGGGAUCCUGCCCGAAGAGGACCAUGGGGUCAAGUCGAAAAGAAGGCGAAAAGCGCCCAGCCGUGCACGCUCUAGAGGUGGGGGUCCUUGGGUCACCAUCAAGCAUUAUGGCAGCAAUGAAUCAGGGUCAAACGUGGUAUACGGAAGCAGCCAGGUUUUCUCCAGUGCGACCGUCUUCUUUGGUCGGGCGUAA
Messenger RNA from Cladophialophora immunda, 858 nucleotides. RefSeq lists its product as uncharacterized. The coding region runs from base 1 to 858 and encodes 285 amino acids. The transcript is spliced from 3 exons. NCBI's taxonomy places the organism in Eukaryota, Fungi, Ascomycota, Eurotiomycetes, Chaetothyriales, Herpotrichiellaceae. The record is from RefSeq and is a predicted model, not a curated record.